Messenger RNA from Oncorhynchus masou masou (cherry salmon), 1057 nucleotides. RefSeq names its product complement factor I-like. The transcript is spliced from 6 exons. The record is from RefSeq and is a predicted model, not a curated record. Bases 92 to 1057 code for a protein of 321 amino acids. NCBI's taxonomy places the organism in Eukaryota, Metazoa, Chordata, Actinopteri, Salmoniformes, Salmonidae. Gene Ontology annotation, cellular component: membrane. Gene Ontology annotation, molecular function: protein binding.
UUGAUGAAUGAUCAAUGUCCCAGAGAGAGACAGAGAGAGAAACACAUUGUGUAUUCAGGCAGGCUAGUUGGUUAGUCCGUCAGGAGUCACCAUGGGGAAGAAGACAGCGUUGACAAUAUUGCUACUAGGAGUUCUACACAUCACAUACCCUGCUACGGGGAGCAAUCCUGAGGUGCAAGUUUCAUCAAAGAACAUUAAAUUUCCCAAAUAUCGGGCAACCACCCCUGCCCCCACGACCAUCACCCCUGCCCCCACCACCAUCACCCCUGCCCCCACCACCAUCACCCCUGCCCCCACCACCAUCACCCCUGCCCCCACCACCAUCACCCGUACUGACCAGUACCUUGGACCAGAAGAAUGUCUGGAUCAGAAGUACACACGUCUGUCCUGCCAUCGGGUCUUCUGUCCCCCAUGGAUGCGCUGUAUGGAGGGAAGGUGUGUGUGUAAGCUGCCCUACCUGUGUCCGAAGGAUGGCAUGGCUCAGGUGUGUGGGCACGAUGGAAGGACCUAUCUGUCUUACUGCCAGGCUAUGGCUGUCUCCUGUCGGACUAAACAACCUAUCAUGUCACACUUUGGAGGAGAGGGCUGCUCUAAAGACAGUAUCAAGGCCCAGACCAGUAUAGAUGAAGAGACCGGUGUGGUCAGUAUUGUGUUACCCAUUCGAGGGAAGCUGCUAGUGUGUGGAGUCGGAGGAAGAGGAGGAUCCAACUGGAACAUGGCUGCGGCUAACGUAGCCUGUUAUGAGAAGAGUCCGUGGGGAGCGAAGGAGGCCAGCUCGGUGCUCUAUAAAACCAUAAAGUCCCCCGGUGCAAACCACUGUGUCAGCAUUCUCUGUCAAGGAUACGAGAACAGCCUCACCGAGUGUUCCUUCUCCGACAGAACUCCUCUCGGCCGCGACGACAAGGUCGCCACGGCAACAUGUUACCACAAGCCCGAAGAGCGGUCGGCGUGUGAGUUCAGGUGCGUCAACGACAAGUGUGUGUCGUUGGAACAGACGUGUGAUGGAGUGGACCACUGCGGAGACAGGAGUGAUGAGAUGUGCUGCACAGGUAUGUAA